This is a messenger RNA of Spea bombifrons (plains spadefoot toad), 1989 nucleotides long. It is a transcript of the gene RFTN1, whose product is annotated as raftlin, lipid raft linker 1. The transcript has 9 exons. The record is from RefSeq and is a predicted model, not a curated record. Bases 8 to 1828 code for a protein of 606 amino acids. NCBI's taxonomy places the organism in Eukaryota, Metazoa, Chordata, Amphibia, Anura, Pelobatidae.
UGUUACAAUGGGCUGCGGGCUUAAUAAAUUGGAAAAACUGGAUGAAAAACGACCAGGAAACAUUUAUUCUACUCUCAAGCGACCAUAUGUGGAAACCAAGAUUGAUGUGUCAUAUGAGUAUCGUUAUGUGAACGUCACAACAAUCAGUCAAGCUGAAGCACCAAGUUCACCUGCCGUCUGGCUUUCCUCUCUGCGUGAUCUUCCAGCACAUCUGCAUGAGCUGUACCAGCAGGGCUUCACGGUGGCUGCUAUACAUCCCUUUGUUCAGUCCAGUAAAGGGAGAGAAAGAAUUCCCCAGGAAAAAAUGUUUCGAGUAGUACUCAUCAAGAAAACAGAAAGAAACUCAACCGGUGACCUAAACUCUGAAGAAUACGCCCUGGAAGUCGAACCAUGUCUGUCACUGGAUCAGCUCGCAGACCAAAAGCUCAUACCCGACCUGGUGAAGAGAAUCGAAGAUGCAGCCAAUCAGGGGUCAAAGUUUGCUGGGAUCAUUCAAACAGACUACAUACCCCAGGCUAUAACACACAGUCCCGACAGCCUGAGUCACUGCAGCUCCCCUGAAUGCACGGUCAAGAAAGAGUGCAGCGGUAUUGAGUUUAAUGCGUUAGCUGGGGCAUCAGAUCACACCGAUGGGAGUUCUUUACCAGCAUCAAGCAGUGAAAAUGGCGAAACUUCCAAAGGACUUGAUGCUGAACAGCGGAACCCAGAGGCUACAACAACAGGGGAAGCAGAUCAGCUGGAAGAUCUCACCUUCACUAAUUCAAAUGAAGAUGUCUUUAUCCAUGAUAAAGUAACCACAACUACAGAGUCAACUCUGCCCGAUGACUGUCCGAUUAGAAGAACUGAAAUUUUGGCAUUUUUUAACAAGCCUAAGACCCAGCAAAGAUACAGGAAGUACUAUACUGUGAACAUUCCCAUGAAAGUCUCCAAGGAGGGGGAUACUAUCAAUGGUUUUGAGGCUAACUGGCUGGAGCACAUGACCGAUCAUUUCCGGAAAGGGUGCACACUCGUGAAUUCCGUCUUUUACCUUGGAAUGGUUAAUGAUACCUCAUCAGAAUUCACAGAUGGUGUAUUCAUUUUUGAAGAUUAUCCAGAACAGGAACCCAGAGCUGUAAGACGUUAUGAUGCAAUUGUCGUAGAACAAUGGACUUUGCUACAAGGAUUAGAAGUACACACGGACUACAUGCCUCUGUUGGACUCUUUGGCUGUCUAUGGCUGGCAACUAACAUGUGUUCUUUCAACCCCUGUUGUCAAAACAAACAGGGAUGGGAAUAUCACCACCAAGCAGAUUGUGUUUCUGCAGAGACCAGCACUGCCUCACAAGAUGAAGAAGAAAGAACCAAAGUUUCAGUGGAGGUUUUCCAAAGAUGAAAAGCAUAGCAAGCACUCUAAGAAAGUGAAAGGGAAGAUAAAUUCCAGAGAGAAUGCCCACACGGAAGGAAAAAAAGAAUCAGUCAAAAACAGGAAAAAUGAAGAGCUCCCAAAAAUUGAUGAAACCGUUGAUGGCAACAUCCAUGAAGGCUAUCAAAGAGAUGGGGAUGUCCAUAUCAGGAAUGAUAGUCUCAUUGAAGAAGUAUUAACCCCACCAAGGAAUGAUGAUGCUGAAGAAUCACAGGAGUUGCUCAAUACAAAGACUGACAAGGUCUCGUUAGACGUGGUUGAUUUUCCUGAAGGCUUAAAGGAAGUGGACGCUGACAAGAGUCAGGGUAUGCUUGGAGAAAUUGCAGAUGAAGGAGAUAGCAAGGAAACGGAUGUCAUUGUUAACAAAUCAGAAAAUGACAGUAAUGUCUGCUCUGUGGAAGACGUUCAAGAAAAAGGUGGAGAAUAAGUUUAAGGCCACUCUGGCUAGUUACAAGACUAAAUGAGCACUUUUACAUUGAUGACCUGAAAAAUAUGACUUUAUCAUUAUUUUAUGCCCAUAUUUCAUGUGUAUUCUUGGUUAACACAAAUAUAUUCAUGAUAACAUUUUCAUAAAGGAAAGGCGCUCCA